CACGCAGCAUCCGUACACCCACGCGCGCGCGCCUCUCGAUUACAUCUCUUUCGACUGACAAUCAUGACGAAGGCCAGUGGAAAAGAAAAACUAAUUACUCAUUGUUCUGUCCCUCCACUUUUCCAAUCUCCACAAAGAAGCGGUUUUCCAGGGUCCUCAAGGAUUCUUAUAUAAAGGUGAAUCUGUACCUGCAGACAGUAUGAAGGACAUCAAACCAAGUCGCAAUAUAGAAAGCAUAGUGGUGUUGAAUUUACAAGUCAAACAUGAAGGCAUCUAUGUGUGUUCUGUUCGCAGUGGCAUGCUGGCUUGUAGCGCGAGCAGAGGAGCCUCAGAAUAUACUCAUGCUGAAUAGAGUUAGGCAUUAUGUCGACAAACUAAAAGGAAUGGUCAACAACACAAACUUCAUUAACUCACCCAUCACCGGUGAAAUCAAGGAAUGCUGCAUUAAAUCUGCACUGGAAUGCUUUAGAUCUAAAGUGUUGUUCCUUAACGGGUCAAAUAUAAAGAAGUCACAGACGAUAAUCAACAGUGAUCUGCGCAAACCAGCCAUUACAAAAACUGUCUCCAUUUGCAGUCAGAAAGAGAUACAGGAAGCCCAAUGCAAAUCAUGUGACUCUUACCCCAAGGUUGACAGCCGAACGUUUAUGCAGAAUUUUCAAACUCUCCUACAAAAGAUCUUCGUCAGACUUCUAGUGUCACAAGCAUAGAAAUGAGGAGAGAGAGACUGUGUAUACGACACUACCCCACCUACCCAUGGCAGGGUCUCUCAAACGCUCGGCUGCUCCCAGAUCCUGCUAUUCUAUUUAUUACUUAUUUAUUACACAAUUUUGUAUUGUUUUGUCAAGGUCAUCUUUUGAAGGAUUGUUAUUUACACUGAUGUGGUUUCAGGAAGAGUAAAACUUUUGUAGUAAGGAAAGCUUGAAUGUUUUUAUGAAAACUUUGCAGACUUUUUUAUAGCACCACCUCGUGUUGAGAUCACACACCACUGUUCGUGGAAAGAAACUUUAGGGUGGUUUCACUGAUCAAGAGUAAAAGGGCUUUUAAGAAGUAUCAUGAGAUACGCUGAGAAUACAUUUGAACCUGUGUCCUGAAAACUACUCAUUUGGAUUAUAUGAUACAUACUGAUGUCUCAUAAUGAGAUUUAUAUAUUGUAUUUUGGAUGAUAUUUAUUUGAUAUUAAAAUGAUUUUAACAUGUUUA
Molecule: messenger RNA, 1199 nt
Organism: Myxocyprinus asiaticus (Chinese sucker)
Lineage: Eukaryota; Metazoa; Chordata; Actinopteri; Cypriniformes; Catostomidae
Product: interleukin-21-like
Exons: 6
Coding region: 264-707 (147 amino acids)
Biological process (GO): immune response
Cellular component (GO): extracellular region
Molecular function (GO): cytokine receptor binding
Source: RefSeq, a predicted model, not a curated record